AUGAGUUCAGUACAAUCAUCAAAUACAGCAUUGCUGUUGGCACUGCCACUAGCCAUUGCAACAUUAUCAGCAUUCUAUUAUUACAAAAAGUAUUAUGCUCCACAAUCAUCAAAGAAAUCAAAUUCUGAUUCCAUUAUUCGUGUCGGAAAGAUCAUCAUCUACCCAAUCAAGUCAUGUCAAGGUAUUGAAGUAAAGAGAGCAAACAUUGAUAAAUAUGGUAUUAUUAAUGAUAGAAGAUGGAUGUUACAUCAUGAAGGAAGAUUUAUGAGUCAAAGAACAACACCAAAGAUGGCAAAUAUUGGAGUAGCAUUCAAUGCCGACGAGACAGAGUUGAUUGUUAGAAUGGAAGGUAUGGAGGAUUUGGUGGUGCCAGUGUUGGACGAGAAUCGUUUGGUGAUUGACUCGGCCGUCUGGAAAGAUGAUGUCAAGGCAUUGGACUGUGGUGAUACUGCUGGCGAAUGGUUUACACGUGCUCUUGGCAAAGAUGGAAUAAGAUUGCUCCAAGUGCCACCCCCCAGCGUAUACCACCGUCGUGUCUCUACACAAUGGACCAAAAAAUUGAUCGUCGAAGACCACAACAAAGAACAUGUUGCCAACCCACAACAAGUCACCGACCAAGAGUACGACCAAUUCCAACAGGCAUUUGUCGACAGCUCUCAAGUUAUGAUGCUCUCACAGGCAUCGAUUGACGAUCUCAACAUACACAUUACCGAGACGAGAAAGAAAAACAAGGAAGAGCAAAAGCCCAAUCUCACACACAAACGUUUCCGUCCCAACCUCCUCUUGGUCGGCACCGACGCCUACGAAGAAGACUCGUACGACAUUGUCCGUGUCGGAGGCAUGAUCUUUAGAAAGGUAAACCGUGUUGCUCGUUGCAAGCUUACCACUGUCGCCGAUGAAAAGGGUGUUCUCGAUCCAUACGGAGACAACGAGCCAUUGCGUACACUCGGUUCCUACCGUAAGAUUGGAAAUGGUCUCUUUCUCGGUACUCAUUUCGUUCACGAUGAUCCUGACCAAGGUGAAUUAUGUGUAGGUGAUAGAGUUGAUGUUAUUAGAAGUUCCAAGCCAUGGGUAGAAUUGGAUAAAUAA
Messenger RNA from Cavenderia fasciculata, 1089 nucleotides. RefSeq names its product molybdenum cofactor sulfurase domain-containing protein. The record is from RefSeq and is a predicted model, not a curated record. Gene Ontology annotation, molecular function: catalytic activity; pyridoxal phosphate binding; molybdenum ion binding. Lineage: Eukaryota; Evosea; Eumycetozoa; Acytosteliales; Cavenderiaceae. The transcript is spliced from 3 exons. Bases 1 to 1089 code for a protein of 362 amino acids.